AUGUACCUGCAUGCCGCCGUUCCAACCAACGCCUCAGACGACUACAUCUCCGAUGCAGCCCUCCAACAACAAUUCUCCGUGAUUCAAGCCGCAUACGCACCCCAUGACAUCCAAUUAUCCCUCGCCGGCACGAGCCGCACCAUGCAGGACAACAUCACCACCUACGCCGCGACCGAGAACGAGAACAGCAUCGUCAUCGGGACGCCCAACCCGGCCCUGGAGUCCUGGUGGCGCUCGAAGCGCACGGGGGACCACACGACCCUGCACAUCUUUGUGUACGCCUCGAUGCCGUUCCUCGGGCAGGCCAGCUUUCCGGACCCGGCGCGGCCCAAGUCCGAGUCCUGGCUGGACGCCGUGCACAUCAACGCCGCGGGCCUGCCGGGCGGGUCUCAGCAGGGGUACGAUCUCGGGCGGACCGCGGUGCACGAGUGCGACAACGAGGACACGGGGGACUUUGUGGCGGACACGCCGAGGCAGAAGGAUGCCACGAGCGGUGGAGGGUGUCCCGAGGGCAAAGACAGCUGUCCGGGGGUGCCAGGGCUCGACAACAUCCAUAAUUACAUGGACUACAGCGGGGAUGCGUGCAAGGUCAUGUUCACGCCUGGGCAGGAGGUGAGGAUGCAUAACUUGUACAACAGCGUGAGGGCUGCCAGCUGGUGA
Messenger RNA from Microdochium trichocladiopsis, 660 nucleotides. RefSeq lists its product as uncharacterized. The record is from RefSeq and is a predicted model, not a curated record. The transcript has 2 exons. Gene Ontology annotation, molecular function: metallopeptidase activity. Lineage: Eukaryota; Fungi; Ascomycota; Sordariomycetes; Xylariales; Microdochiaceae. Bases 1 to 660 code for a protein of 219 amino acids.